Penicilliopsis zonata CBS 506.65 is the source of this 2979-nucleotide messenger RNA. RefSeq lists its product as hypothetical. The transcript has 3 exons. Bases 43 to 2841 code for a protein of 932 amino acids. The record is from RefSeq and is a predicted model, not a curated record. Gene Ontology annotation, molecular function: catalytic activity. Lineage: Eukaryota; Fungi; Ascomycota; Eurotiomycetes; Eurotiales; Aspergillaceae. Gene Ontology annotation, cellular component: alpha,alpha-trehalose-phosphate synthase complex (UDP-forming); cytosol. Gene Ontology annotation, biological process: trehalose biosynthetic process.
GUGAACUGCUGUCUGCUGCAACUUUUUGCGCUGCCCCUCACCAUGACGAUCUUCAUUGCGUCUCUAUUCCUUCCCUACACUGUCAACUUCCCUGUUGACGAGAGUCAUUCACGCUCGGCCAGUCCCAGAACGUUAAGAGCAACCCCCGGGGCGGCCGCCCCCCCCGCUACGACAACGACAACAACGGCGACGACGACGACGACGACGGCCGCCAAUGCAGCGGUCAGCUUAUUUGAACGGCAGACGGAGGAGAAGAAGGUCGGGCUCACUCCAGGGGCGACCACGGAGGAUGAACGGAUCUUCGCACCUGAGCUCGCCAAGACGACAAAUAAGGAGGCCUUGACGGACCAGUUCCCUCCGAUCGCAGACAGGCUGCAUCCGCUCACGGAGAGCGAGAGCCACUCUCCAACCUGGGGGUCGGCCGGCAGCUUCCGCCAGCCCAAACUCAAGGCGAUAGCACAGCCGUCGCCCUCGAUUCUGAAACACGCAGAGGCCCCUUCGACGGUGGUCCCGCGGGAGGUGCCGCGCCCGGUAGCCUUUCAUGCGAUACCCCCGCGCGAGGUGUUCUCGCGCGGUAGUAUGGCGUCCUUCUCUCGAGGAGACUGGACCGUGGAGCCGGCAGAGCAAGGCAAUGGCGGGCUGCGGAACGCGGUGCGGUCGGCGAACGACGCGGGGUAUCUGCAAGACAAGCUGUGGGUGGGAACGUUGGGGAUGCCGACGGACGUGCUGUCCCAGACCACGCGGGAUGACAUCUCGGAGAAGCUAGAGGAUGAGUACAAGUCCCUGACGGUGUAUGUGAGCGACAGCGACUUUGACGGGCACUACACACACUUCUGCAAGACGAUCCUGUGGCCCGUCUUUCACUACCAGAUCCCCGACAACCCCAAGAGCAAGGCGUAUGAGGACCACUCGUGGGUCUACUACGUCAAAGUCAACCAGGCGUUUGCCGAACGGAUCGCCAAAAACUGGCGGCACGGUGACUCCGUCUGGGUGCAGGACUACCAUCUGUUGCUGGUGCCCGCGAUGCUGCGCAAGCUGCUCCCGGAUGCCCAGAUCGGAUUCUUCCUACACAUCGCGUUUCCAUCGUCCGAGGUGUUCCGCUGUCUGGCACCGCGCAAGGAGCUCCUCGAGGGCAUUCUCGGCGCCAAUCUCGUCGGCUUCCAGACGGACGAGUACUGCCGCCAUUUCCUGCAGACCUGCAGCCGGAUCCUGUGCGUCGAGGCCACCAACGAGGGCAUCCAGCUCGAGGACCGGUUCGUGAACGUGGGCAAAUUCCCCAUCGGCAUCGAUCCGACCUCGUGGGACAGACGCCGCGAGGCGGCGGAUGUCGAGCACUGGAUCCAGACCAUCUCCGAGCGGUACGCGGGCAAGCGGCUCAUCGUGUCGCGGGACAAGAUUGACGGGGUCCGCGGCAUCCGGCAGAAGCUGCUCAGCUACGAGCUGUUCCUCAACACCUACCCGGAGUGGCGGAACCAGGUGGUGCUGAUCCAGGUGGCGACGUCGACGACCGAGCAGCCGGAGCUGGAAGCCACCAUCUCGGACAUUGCGAUGCGGAUCAACUCGUGCCACUCGACACUGGCGCACCAGCCCCUCGUCUUUCUCAAGCAGGACCUCGCGUUUCCGCAAUACCUGGCGCUGAUCACCGUCGCCGACGCGCUGAUGGUCACCAGCCUGCGCGAAGGGAUGAACCUCACGAGUCACGAGUUCGUGUACUGCCAGGAUGGGAAAUUCGGGGACAAGGCGUACGGCUCGCUGAUCCUCAGCGAAUUUACGGGAAGCGCGUCCAUCUUCAAGGACGCCGCGCUGCUGGUCAACCCGUGGGACUACCGGCAGUGCGCCGAGGCCAUCCACACGGCGCUGGCGCGCAGUCAGACGGAACGGCAGCAGGUGUGGGAGCGGCUGCACGCGGCCGUCCUGCAGAACUCGACGGGAAACUGGGUCAAGUCGUUUUCCGAGACGCUGGCGACGGUCUGGCACGAGCAGUCGGCACGCGAGGCCCUAGCGGUACCCCGGCUGGACGUGGACGCCCUCGUCUCGCGGUACCAGCAAGCGCAGCGGCGUCGGCUCCUGAUCGUCGACUACGAAGGGACGCUGGCGUCGUGGGGGUCGCCGCGGAGCAUCAUCCUGACCACGCCGCAGCGGGCCAUCACCACGCUGACGGAGCUGGCCGAGGACCCGCGCAACAUUGUGUACGUGAUGAGCGCCCGCAUGCCCGAGGAGAUGGAGCGUCUGUUCCGCCGCGUGGCGGGACUAGGGCUCAUCGCCGAGAACGGGUGCUUCGUGCGCGAACCCCAUGCGGAGACCUGGCAGAACCUGACCGACCAGGCACACACGCAGGACUGGAUGACCAGCGUGGAUACGAUUCUCGCGUACUACCAGGAACGUGCCGAGGGCAGCUGGGUGGAGCGGCGUCACUGCUCGCUGGUCUUCCACUACGGGUCCGCCGAGGACCGCACCACGGCGUCCCGGCUUGCCUCGGAAUGCGCGGGCCACAUCAACGAUGCCUGUCUGAGCAUGGGCAUCCACGCGCUGCCGGUCGAGGGUGCUCUGAUUGUUGAACCGAUCAGCACGACCAAGGCCUCUGCUGCCGAAUUGGUCUGGCAGUACUGUCUGAACAGCAAUGGAAAUGAAACCCCGUCGCCCGACUUCCUCUUGGCCAUUGGAGAUACCCGCGACGACGAGCCCGUCUUCCGCUGGGCGAACAAGCUCGAGAGCUCCCAUGCGGUCGAGUACGCCAUGACGGUCACGCUGGGGUCGCGCAGUACAGAGGCCAAAGCGACUCUUACGCAAGGAGUGACUGGUGUUCUUUCUUGUCUGCAGAAGCUUGCUACGAGUACAUAAUCUGGUUAGAGGGCCCGGUAUGCGUUGAGUGACGGGAGUGUUAUAGAUGCAUCGACACUUAACACUGUCUAUAGUAUCAGAUUAUUACUUAUUAGAUUAUAUAUUGGUAGAUAGAAAUCAUAUAAAUCAUUACGCUCA